Messenger RNA from Gaeumannomyces tritici R3-111a-1, 5960 nucleotides. RefSeq lists its product as hypothetical. The coding region runs from base 879 to 4607 and encodes 1242 amino acids. The record is from RefSeq and is a predicted model, not a curated record. Lineage: Eukaryota; Fungi; Ascomycota; Sordariomycetes; Magnaporthales; Magnaporthaceae. The transcript is spliced from 2 exons.
GCCAAGUCGAGUUGAACUACCUGGCCUCCCCGAACUACCCCGUCUUGCGCCCCUCGACCUCCCCCUCCCCUGUCGUCUUGUCCGCUCGGCACCCGGCACCCACCGUGGCUCCCAAGGACGGUUGAAGAGUCUUGUCGAGGCCGGGGACCCCCUCCCAAUCUGCUGCACAUCUGUGCCUGGUUUGUCCGGUGCUGGCGUCCUCAACGGGACGCAAGCCUCUGGGUACCUUGUAUAGGAACGACUUGCCUCCCGACUUCUCCGCCUUCCUUCCUCCACCGCUCGCUCUCCUUCCCCCUCUUUGUCGUCUCUUCCUUCCUUGCUUGGUGCCUUCCUUGUGUUUCUUGUUUGCAGCUUCUUCCAUUCCUUUGUGCGGUACUCGCCAGCUCGCUGCACGGCCAGCUACUACUUUCGACAUAUCCCGAUCACCUGCCUUCCGCCUUUGUCCUGCGUUUCCAGACAGCGAAGACGGAACCCCGACUUGACUCGACGUCCCACCCUCUUCGCAUCUGCAUUUGCAUAUGCCAGCCCAGCCCCGGUUUGGAUCGACCUGGGUUCAUGCGUUGACAAGCCCACCCGAGGAUUUGUUGCAGACUCUCCACGUUCGCCUUCCCACCGACGGACUGGGACCUGUCAGGCUUGUUUGAUGCGUCUGGCGGUGCAUAUCUCCCAACACGAAUAACAUCUUAAUAUCGACCUCGCCCUCUGGUUGGCGGCUGCGAAGCACCAGGCCACCCGACUGGCUCUGAGGCGCGAGCUGUGACUAGGUUAGCCAGGGCCACGCUCCAGGGGAGCUUGGGGAACCACAGCAGGAGCGCACGGGCAAUAGCACGGGCGGAAAUCAGAAUCUAGGGGUGGGUGAGAAGGCUUCGUGUGCAGUCAUGGCUUGCACCACGACCACCCUGAUGCAGACGGGCGAGAUGAUGCUCCCGGCCAUUCAGGUCCAGGUCCAGAGCCCCAGCCUGCCCGACUCGGAUCCCGGCUUCAGCAGCACUGCGGAUUUGGUGGCGACACCUGCCAUUUCAGCUAGCAGCGCGAUCCCGGGCACAUGCGCUAAGGAUCCCUCGCCAACGUCAACACACCGAAAUUGGCAUGCCCACCGCCAGAGCCACAACUCGUCCAAAUUGCCCGCUUUUCGCUUUGCCGACCUCAAGACCACGGACAUGGGGAAGGAGCCGACGCCACUGCCAGGGCUGCCCUCGCCGCAGCUGCAGCGCCGCCCUCAGGAGGAGAUGGAGGGGGAGGAGCAGGAGCAGGAGCAGGAGCAACAGUCAGAGCAGCAGAAGCAGCAACAACAAGCACAAGCACAAGGACAGGUCCAGGCCCAAGGCCAGCUCGAGCACAGGUACCUGCAAAAGCAACAAGAAGAUGGUGGGCAACCGCGGUCGCCAAGCAGCAACGGCAACACGACCACUUAUGAACAGGGAACCCACCAGGACCCGUUGGAUGGUGACCCCACCGACCAGGACAAGCACCCGCAUCACUUGCAGUCUGCGGAUCACUACGAAAACCCUGCUGCUGCCGCUGGUUCGAUGCGGCUGCAGUCGGCAACGGCAACCGAAGCAGCAGCAAAAGAGCGGCUGCACGUGCCACCACAGCAGCUGCGACUGGAACACAACAACCACAACAGUCGCCACCCCAGCGACGGGUGCCAGGGCGCCAGCGACCGAGAGCCCGAAUCCACCCUCGCCAGCACCAGGCCAUCAGUUGGCCCGCAACCAGAGAAGCCGGUUUCACCGCAGCCCACCCCGAUUGCAUCCGCGCCCACAUGUGCGUCCGUGUCAGGGUCAGCGUCGACCACUUCGGACCACACAAACAACUCAAUCAACACAAACAACUCCGUCGCUACUCACCCGAGCCCCGUAGGCUCGGCCUCGUCGACGACUCGAUUACGCUGCACUUUGUCUCCGCGUGCCGACCGCGCUGCCGCUUCCGCUAUUGCGCGCCCCAAGACUACCAUUCAACGGCCCUAUUCCUUUCCUGACUCGCCCGCCCCCAGUCGAGUCGCUAGUGAGGGCUCCCGCGUCGUGCGCGCCAAUUCAAAGUCCCCACCAUCCUCAUCACCCACCGUCCAGCUCGGGCCUUCGCAUCACCGUCGCGCCAACACGGACUCGAGCGCUGGCGCCAUCACCGCCACAACCACAACCACCGCUGCCCACGGUGAUACCGCAGCCUCGCCCGGAACAAUCACCAAGGAGUGGGCACGAGGUCAGCGUGAACUGUUGCUGCCCACGACACUUGACGACGACAACACCGAUGAAAAACGGAAAUUUAGGUCGCGACCGCCUGUAUCCUUCCGACGCCCGCGAAACGACUCCUCGGGGAUCCGUGUUCCGCCCAUCCGUUCCUUCCGCUCCUCGGGAUCCAGGAAGAGCUGGACCCAGGAUUUGACCGCCCCAACCUCGAAGCGCAAUUCCCUCGACGACUCCUCCCACGAAGUCCUAAUGGACUCGGAUACUUACGACCGCGACCGCACACUAUGGGCUCUCGAGGGCCGUCUGGCAGACGGCGCCUUCGCCCAGAUGACCCCGCCCGGCUCGGCCGACGCCACGCCCAACGACAACACCACGAGCGACAUAUUCAUGAAGAUUGCCCGCGAGGAUCCCUCGCGCUCGCAGGCUGAAGGCGACCGUCAGCCUCAGGAUCCCAACGCUUUGUCUAGGGUUAAUCGGUCGGCCCAUCGCCGCCCAUUAUCGGCAGCGAUUCCUUCAUAUCAACGCAACUCGCCACCUCGGGUGUCCCGCCGUCUGUCGGACCAACGAGAGACGUCUCGCUCGCACCGCUCCGUUGUGGAACAGCCCGCGCUGCAAAUGCCCAAGGACCAAGCACCACGGCCAAUCACGAAGGAACGCAUCGCUCAACUUGAUGACACCCCGCGCUCGAGGCUGACGAGCCAGGCCCUCAAGGCGUCUCCAAUCACGCCUCGAUCACCUGCGGCCCAGGACGCUCCAGACCCCAUAUCUGCGUAUGCAAGACGGCGCACGUCGGUCACGGAUAAUGCUACUCCGCCAACGAGCAGGACGUCAUCUUUCAAGGCCACCUACGGACAAGCACGGACCUAUAACUCGUCUCCGUUGGUGCCACGACAGGCGGAGGCACACCAUACCGAGGCUGGCGGUCAGGGGCACGCUGUCGAGGGCACCGAGUCGUCCACAUCUACGGCUGCGCCUUCCACCGUCUGGGACGAGCUUGACGAUAUUAGGACACGCAUCCACAGGCUUGAGUUGACUGGCAAGGCGCCGGCUACCUCCAACCACGCCAUGUCUCGCGUGUCGGACGACAGGCCACCCACAGCCACUACUAAUGCGACCACCAUGUCGGGGUCGCCCAAGCGUGGUUCUGGAAACGCCAAGGCGGAGAGUGUUAGCGCCACCUCUUCGUCGCACCGCGAAGCCAACAACCCCAUCCUCAUAUCCGCCGUCACGAAAUCGAAGCCUUUCCUCAGUGCGGAGGCAUACGAGGCGCUCGAGGCGGCGGCAACUGAUGCGCUGGCCCUAUCUCAAAUGAUGGGAGCCCCGGGACAGCCUGGACCGAUUUCGAGUUCGGCAAGCUCCAUCGGGUUUGGCACAAACCUGACAGACAGGCAGCUUCGGAAGAAGGCCGACAGUAUCUGCAGGAAUCUUACCGAGCUGUGUCUAGCUUUGGCGGACAAUGGCGGCGCUGCUGCUGCCAAGCCGGCACCUGUAAAGAACGUCACGGUCGCAACUUCAACGCCAAAAGAGAAGGAGCCCUUCCUGACGAGCCCCACAGCGAGGACCUUUUCUUUUGCAGACGGCCCCAGACGAUCGGGUGCUGUCGGAGAGGGCAAUUUGGCUCGCCUGAACACUACGUUGAGCCCUAGGUCCUUGGGGCGUACCUCGGAUCGGAGGUCCGCCCUUCUGGGUAACGGUACGGUGUCCAGCCCUCGCUUCGCCAUGACACCGGCCACCCCGAUCCCAUCGAUAGAGCCGGUGUCUGCUGGCAUGGCUGCCGGGAGAAAGUCUUCGCUUCUAAUAUCCCGGACGCGCCGGGCCGGGACCGAGGAGCCCGAAGAAAUGAGUGGACGGAGGUCUUCUCUUCUUCGAACACGGCGAGCAGGAACGGAAGAGCCCGAUGAGGGUCGCAAGACGUCAUUCUUCCGUCGCGCCACCCAGAAGCCGUAUGACGACGAGGAAGAAGCCCCGCCACUGCGCGCACCCUCCCGCGCCACUACCGAACUCGGCCUUAUGCGGGGUGCCCCUCGUGACUAUGUCGGGCAGCAGCAACAAAAACACCAACACCAACACCAACAACAUCAGCAGACGUCGAGUAUCUCGGAGCCAUCGAACCUAGGCAGCUCGGCGUUUCCCCGGCGGCGAUUGGUGCCGUCGUCGCUUAAUGCUCGGCUCGUGGCACCGCCAACGCCCACUCGGCGAUACUUGGAACGCGUGACGCCAGAGAGAGACGUGGGUCCUCCACCUGGCGAUAAGAUGGCCGACGACAGAGUGCAGCGGCAGUUCUCGCUCAUUGGCGGGGCAGCUGGCACCGGAUCGACCAUCGGCCGAACAGGGAGCCUGAAUCGGCGGCGCGACAGCCUGAUCCCCGGCCUGGGCGGGGUGGCGAGCGGCAGCCAGGUGGGCGGCUACCGAUGAAUAGCAAAAAGAAGAAAGACGAUGGAUGGAUGAAAGAAAGACGGUAUGAAAACAAAACAUGGUGAAGAGGCCAAAUGUGUUGACGCUUUUUCUUGAUGAACCCCCGGCAUGGCAUACAAAUCUUUUAUUACGAAUGUACCAAUAGGAAGCUUACGAUUCUGGCGCGGGGCGUUCUAUUUGAUCUUGAUAUGUUCAUUUUCUCUUAUUAUGCUUGUAGCAGCUCUCUUCUCUUCGCUAUUAUCCCUUUUUAGUAUCUCUUUUAUCACCCCUUCCCCAUAGUUGUUUUUCCAUGGCUCAUCGGCGGCGAGGGAGGAGUGGAGUGUACUUGGUGGCAUCGAUUUCACAUUGCAUCGGAGGGUUGGGCGUUGGUACUUUUUUUUUCCACAUUGGAUGAACGAAGGGGCGCCGUUGGUGCCUCACUCUCGUUGCCUUCUCCGGCCUCACUUUGACCUUUUGAUUUCCCACACAUUGUUCCCGCGUGUUGUCCCGCAUUGAUGUUAUGAUCUGCUUGCUUGCCCUGAUAUUGAGAAGCACCUAACGUAACUGAAUUAUGCCAGCCAAGCGGCCAGUGCUUUCUGUGAGCUUGGUAUCGGGAAGAGGCAGAGCAGGGUAAUUGGUAUCUAAUCUCGUAAUGUAUAUCGUUGUUUUGUAGACGAUGCCCACAAGAUCUCGGUAAAGUCUGGGGUUUCGGGGGAUUUUUGCAGCCUCCAUGCUAGCAGGAUUUGGCAGGGACGAUCUUACUUUUUUUUUUCCUUAGGCUAUUCGACCAUAUACAAUCGUAUUGAGUUGAGGUUGAGUCAUACCGAUCUGGGAGCGCACUGCAUCAGCCAGAUGGAAUGAUUUUUAGCAGACAGCGUGCUGCAGCUUCAGCACUCCAGCGCUUCCCCGCCAUCCCUGCAACGUCGACAGCGACGACGGCCUCGGGCAGACGACUCGGGAGGAUAGCAACCAGAAGCUCGCGACGGGCUCCCGGAGCUCCUUCAGCAAAAAGCGUAACAAGCCCGCGACUGCGACCAAGCGCGUGCUCACAACUACGGUCGUCUGUCGUGACGACGACGACGACGACAGCAGCAGAAACGGAAAAAACCGCCGUCGCCGCCGGCAUGGACCUACACGGCGACGCCGCGGCCGACCUGGAGGACCGGGCGGCUUCCCGGGGCGGCAGAGGUAAAGGCCGUGGGGGAGGUGGCGGUAGGCGGGGAGGAGGAGGAGGAGGUGGUGGUGGUGGCGGUGGUGGUGGAGCGCGCGAGGUGGCCGUUUCGCGGGCCCUGUCCAAGCUGCUGCGUCACCAGGCCGAGAACGCGGGCAUCAAGCUGGACGCCGAGGGGUACGCGCCGCUUGACAAGGUGGUGG